Messenger RNA from Kuraishia capsulata CBS 1993, 219 nucleotides. RefSeq lists its product as uncharacterized. Gene Ontology annotation, molecular function: DNA-directed RNA polymerase activity; nucleic acid binding; zinc ion binding. Gene Ontology annotation, cellular component: RNA polymerase III complex. The record is from RefSeq and is a predicted model, not a curated record. Gene Ontology annotation, biological process: termination of RNA polymerase III transcription; DNA-templated transcription. The coding region runs from base 1 to 219 and encodes 72 amino acids. The transcript has a single exon. NCBI's taxonomy places the organism in Eukaryota, Fungi, Ascomycota, Pichiomycetes, Pichiales, Pichiaceae.
AUGUACGAGCGCAAAGAACUUACGAGGAAGCAAGUAGAUGAUGUUCUUGGUGGUGAUGGUGCUUGGGAUAAUGUCGACCAGACGGCUACACAAUGCCCUGUGGAAUCUUGUGGCUUCGAUAAAGCCUACUUCUUCCAGCUACAAAUCAGAUCUGCUGAUGAACCAAUGACAACCUUCUAUAAGUGUACCAAGUGCUCUCACCAAUGGAGAGAGAACUGA